Messenger RNA from Cynocephalus volans (Philippine flying lemur), 2540 nucleotides. RefSeq names its product zinc finger protein 385A (gene ZNF385A). The coding region runs from base 114 to 1418 and encodes 434 amino acids. The record is from RefSeq and is a predicted model, not a curated record. Gene Ontology annotation, cellular component: neuronal cell body; nucleus. Gene Ontology annotation, molecular function: mRNA 3'-UTR binding; zinc ion binding. The transcript is spliced from 9 exons. NCBI's taxonomy places the organism in Eukaryota, Metazoa, Chordata, Mammalia, Dermoptera, Cynocephalidae. Gene Ontology annotation, biological process: mRNA localization resulting in post-transcriptional regulation of gene expression; regulation of cytoplasmic translation.
GCAGCCGCCACUGGACCUCAAGCAGAUCCUGCCCUUCCCACUGGAGCCAGCCCCUACCCUGGGCCUCUUCAGCAACUACAGCACCAUGGAAUAGGAGGGGAUGAGACCCAGAGAUGAGAGUGGAAUCCCAGGACCUGUCCAGAGAAGACGAGCCCACCUUCAGUCCUCUCAAGCGCUUUGUCCCCGCCCCCGCCCUCGGCCCCGCCUCCGGGGCGGGCUCUGGACCCAGCCGGCACCUCCUACCCUUCUCCCGGCCGGGCCGGCAGCACAGCCCCAAGCCGCCGGGGCAACGAGCGGCGCGUCCCCGGCCUGCCCGGCCUGGCCAGGCUCGGCCCCCCUGCCCGGGUCCGCCACCUGGGCCAUGGAGCCGCGGCCCCCAGGGUCCCGCAGGCCUGCCUCCACAGAUGGACCCUGUGCAGAAGGCUGUGCUCUCUCACACUUUUGGGGGACCCUUGCUCAAGACCAAGAGGCCCGUCAUUUCCUGUAAUGUGUGUCAGAUCCGCUUCAAUUCUCAGAGCCAGGCUGAGGCGCACUACAAGGGUAAUCGCCACGCCCGACGAGUCAAAGGCAUCGAGGCCGCCAAGACCCGAGGCAGGGAGUCUGGUGUCCGGGAACCUGGAGACUCAGCUCCCCCAGGCAGCAGCCCCCAAAAUGGGGAUGGCAUAGCCCCCCAUCCAGUUUCCAUGGAGAAUGGUCUGGGUCCAGCCCCAGGAUCCCCAGAGAAACAGCCUGGCUCCCCAUCCCCUCCCAGCAUUCCGGAGACUGCUUGGGGUACAACCAAGGGUGAAGGGGGGACUCCAGCUCCAGCUUCCCUGCCUGGGGGUAGCAAGGAAGAGGAGGAGAAAGCCAAGCGGCUGCUGUACUGUGCUCUGUGCAAGGUGGCUGUGAACUCCCUGUCUCAGCUUGAAGCUCAUAACAAAGGUACUAAGCACAAGACAAUUCUGGAAGCCCGAAGUGGGCUGGGGCCCAUCAAAGCUUACCCUCGCCUGGGACCUCCCACCCCCGGGGAACCAGAGGCUCCGGCACAGGACCGAACUUUCCACUGUGAGAUCUGCAAUGUCAAGGUCAACUCGGAGGUCCAACUGAAACAGCACAUCUCCAGCCGGCGGCACCGAGACGGAGUGGCCGGGAAGCCCAACCCACUACUGAGCCGUCACAAGAAGCCUAGGGGCACCGCGGAGCUGGCGGGCACGCUGACUUUCUCCAAGGAGCUGCCCAAGUCCCUGGCUGGCGGCCUACUCCCCAGCCCCCUGGCGGUGGCUGCGGUGAUGGCAGCGGCAGCAGGCUCCCCGCUGUCCCUGCGCCCGGCUCCAGCCGCACCUCUUCUCCAGGGACCGCCGAUUACCCACCCCCUGCUCCACCCGGCCCCCGGACCCAUCCGAACUGCGCACGGACCCAUCCUCUUCUCCCCCUACUGACCUCAACCCUGAACCCCUCCCGUUCCACCUGCCCCCCUUCCCCAAGCCGGGACCCAGGCCUCCGGGCUCCCAGCCCGCCCUUCCUCCCGGCACUCCCUGAAUGAUCUCUCCUUACCCCCCACCCCGAGAUACGGGGUUCCAGGAAUGGGGAGGGGUUAUGGGGGAGGGGGGCUUCAGAAAGGGGGGAACACCCCAGAUCUCAGGGAACCCCGCCCCCUGCCCUUCCUUCUCCCCUAGAAAAGGGGGGGCCGUCUCACCCCCGAGCCCCCUUGGAGACACCCCCCCCUCCCAAAAGCCAUGUCCAUCCAGCCCUUCCCCCUCAAACCUAGCACAAAACGGGGUUCACAAGCCAUGGUCGGGGUCCAGGGGGCAGAAAUGGAUUUUCUCGGCAAUAAGCGGACUCUGGGACUCCGGCCCCCUACCCCAAACUGAAGCGCUUCCGUGAACACCCCCGUCCUCCGCAGGGGGAGGGGAGCAGGCGGGAUCCUGGGUCCCUCAUAAGCACUUUGGUUUUACCGCCUGCAACCUCACUGUGCCCGCCCCGCACCAUGCCCCAGCCCCAGGUCUAGAUAGGCCCAUCGCAGGGGGCAGCACUUGGGGGGCAUCUCUGGCACUGGGUGGGACCAAGGAGAUGCCCCCAUAGAUCCUUCCCUCGCCUUCUUCCUCCCCAGUCCGGGUUCCAUUCUUUUCACCAGCACCCAUAGCCCUAGGGGUACCGAGGGGGGCAAGGGGUGUCCAGUCCAAGCCCACCCCCGCCUCGCCUUCCGCAAAACUGUGAGCAAAAAGCAAUAGAAGCCUCGCCCCGGCCCUCCCCUUUCCGCAGGAUGUGCCGAUUCUGUAGCCUUCCCCGUCCCAGCUCCUAGACCUCAUGGCUGUCCUCUUCCACCAGCCACCUCCACAGCACAACUCGGGCGGGGGCGUGACACACACACCCCCAAUCCCACAUGUAGUUUCCGUGUCGUCAGCCUUUCCAGCCGCUGACCCGGGAGGGGGACCAGCCCCCACUGGCCUUCCCCUCCCCAUCAACUUUUUCUGCUUGACAAUGUAGCAACCCCGGCCCCCCACCCACGUUCCUCCCCUUUUCCCUCUCCCUGACAAUAAAGUCUGAAUUCGUUCUGCCCU